Microthlaspi erraticum is the source of this 1239-nucleotide messenger RNA. The record is from the annotation of a GenBank genome assembly. NCBI's taxonomy places the organism in Eukaryota, Viridiplantae, Streptophyta, Magnoliopsida, Brassicales, Brassicaceae.
AUGGCCGCCGAAGAGAUUCAACCACAUAAAAAAAAGAAGAAGAAGACGAGUCGUCAGCCAUCAUCGUCCAUUUCUUCAUUGUCGUUUUCUUCAUUUCCAGACGAAAUAAAAGAGACCAUUCUUGCACGUGUCUCGAGAUGGAAGUAUCCGUGGCUUUCUCUCGUCUCAAAGAGAUUCUGCUCUCUCUUAUCUUCUAAGGAAAUCUACAAGGCACGAUCUCAAAUCGGAGCCAAAGAAACAUGCUUCUAUGUCUGCUUAUCGCACAAAGACUCACAUCCAAGCUGGUUUAGUCUCUGGACGAAACCUGGAGCCAAACGGAAAGCCAAAGGGAAAGGCCGAAAGAACUGGUUUAACAAGGAUUCAAGUGGAACUUCUGUUGUUCGGACACCUUUCUCUUCUUCCCAAUGUCCUCUCGUACCAGAUCACUUCACCUUAACGGUUGGUUCGGAAUUCUACAUAAUCGGUGGACCCUAUCAGAAGCCGUCUUCCUCCGUUCGGGUUCUUGACUGUCGGAGUCAUACUUGGCGUGACGCCCCUAACAUGAUCGUGGCUCGGGAAAAUCCGUUUGCGGCUUUCGUGGAUGAGAAGAUAUAUGUGAUGGGAGGUUGCGAGAUUGACGAGUACCCUUCCAAUUGGAUUGAGGUGUUUGACAUGAAGACUCAGUCUUGGACAGCCUUGCCUGGUCCUGGCGCUGAUGAAGCCGAGUUACGCUAUCUUCUACGCCGAGGUUAUAACCACGAUUUAGUUGAGGUGUUUGAAGGAAAGCUUUACGUAGCGAUAGAAGAAAAGGAGUACGCUUAUGGGGUGAAAGAUGGUACAUGGAAACUUGUAAGACCGAAGUCGAGUUUCUUACUCGAGUACCAAAUGUGUUCGUGUGAGAUAGAGAAUGUUAUAUACUGCUGCACUGGCUAUGGAGUUUUGAUGUGGUCUUACUCUAGUGGGACUGAGGGUAGGGAGUGGAGAGAUAUUGAGGGUUUGGAAGAGUUGCGUGAGGACCGUUCAAGGGGUUUAGAAUCUGAAGGGAGUAGUAAGUUUUUAGUGGAGAACUAUGGUGGGAAACUUUUAGUUAUGUGGCAAAUUUCUGGUAAAAAACAGAGAAACAAAAUUUGGUAUGCCAAGAUCUCCUUGGAAUCAAGAUGCAAUGGACGUGAGGUUUGGGGUAAUGUAGAGUGUGUCGACAUGCUUACAUUUCCUGUCGAAUCAUUUGAAUCCUUUCAGUGUUUAACUGCUUCGGUUUGA